This is a messenger RNA of Rhizoctonia solani, 666 nucleotides long. RefSeq lists its product as uncharacterized. The record is from RefSeq and is a predicted model, not a curated record. NCBI's taxonomy places the organism in Eukaryota, Fungi, Basidiomycota, Agaricomycetes, Cantharellales, Ceratobasidiaceae. Bases 1 to 666 code for a protein of 221 amino acids. The transcript is spliced from 6 exons.
AUGAAUUCCAAAUUCGGAGAAAUAGCAAUCGCAUCAACGCUUGAUUGGACUGAGACUCGAAUGCGACUGGCUGACUCGACUGAGGUCACAUCCCACAUCAGCACAAUGCCUGACGCGUGUAGGUUGGAGCUCUUUAGCAACAUCGGAUUCUUUAAGCAAUCUGUUUACGCUCUGGGCCUGAGAUGUCGACGUCAGAACCAUGUUGAGAUGGCGUCUCGCUCCACUCGGAUGCUGUGCACCCCUCAUAUUAAAAUAACCGGCUGCCUCCACCCGUCCUCCGCACUUCCCCUUCUGGGAACUCCAGUUUUGGACGCCAAUCCUGGGACUAACGGCGCUCUCAGCUCACCACGGUGUGAUGGCCAGGUUGAUCAAUUAAUAAACCCCUCGGUGCGCAGCCCAGGAGCCGCAGGGUCGGUCUCCAUGGUGACCACCGUCUACCUAGCUCUUAUUCUCGCUUGUUUUAUUUCACAUUCUGUCAUGACUCGUGGCAAUCAGCGCGAUCACGACCGUGAGCGUGCGCAAAAGAAGGCUGCCUCUCAGAAGAAACCCAAGGAGAGUGGGAGUUCCUUGCAAAAGAGACGAGAGGCCGAUGCCGAUGCCCUUCGACAAAAACAAUUGAAAAAGGCUGCUGAGAAAGCUGCUGGCGAUGGAGGAGGAGGAAAAUAA